Messenger RNA from Mauremys reevesii (Reeves's turtle), 2888 nucleotides. It is a transcript of the gene SLX4IP, whose product is annotated as SLX4 interacting protein. The transcript has 9 exons. The record is from RefSeq and is a predicted model, not a curated record. Bases 489 to 1808 code for a protein of 439 amino acids. NCBI's taxonomy places the organism in Eukaryota, Metazoa, Chordata, Testudines, Geoemydidae.
AUUACAUACGUUUUUUGUAAUCAGCUUCUCCCGCGAGGGGGGCUUAUCCUCUCAAAGCCUCCCUACCCCUUUACGAUCGAUUUAAUUGUGGUUAACGCUAUUUUCCUUGCUUCUUUCGUUGGCCAUCCCGGGUCACGUGACACCGGAGAGCACCGCUAAGGGAAACACCCGGAUGUCGGUGCGUGAUUGCCAUUCCAGGCGAAAUAAAGGCCUGGGGUUGUUUGGUCGCCAUUUUGGAUUGAGGCAAGGAGACGCCAUCUUGGAUUGGGGCAGAGAGGCUUCAUCGAGCGGCCAUUUUGGAUAGGGGCAGAGAAGUCGGUGCAAGCGAGCGAAAGCGACACACGCGGUGUGGGGAGGGGCUGGAGCGGGCUCUGUUUGAACUGAUAAUCAUGGCAUCCAGCAAGUUUGUUAUUAAGAACAGUAUGAGUUGAACCAAUGAGAGCAGCCCACCACAUAAUUCUUUUUCUUCUUUCAAAGUAAGCUGUUGGAUGAAGUGUGGGAACUUUGCUGUCCUAGUGGAUUUUCAUAUUUUGCCUCAGGGCUCCAGUAGAGACUCCAGCUGGUUUUCAGAUCAUGAGAAGGAGGAACUGUGCUUGCUGCUAAAAGACACUAUUGAUUCAAGAGUCAAGCACUACUUAGAAGCUCGUAAACACCGUGGCCAGUGGAAACACGCGGAAUGCACACAAUCCAGUCCCUUGUCCCUAAAAGGUGGCAAUUUUCACAUUACAGCCUACUUCAUAAAGAGAUGGGUCAAUCUCCGUUGUGUGGUGGGGAAACAGUAUCGCGAGCUGCGUGUAUUUCCAGACAAAUUUGUGGUUUGUGUCACUAGACUUGAAUCUAAUCCCAGUCUUUGGACAAGCGAAAAUGGAGCACUGAAAGAAAAGCUUUUUAAUGGGACCUCUGAAUAUUUUGCUGAAUCUACUGAAAACGAAAAGUGUAAAAUUCCUCCAACUCGACAGAUAAAGCAAGACCUCUUGCAAAAGCUUGUGAAAAGGACAGAAACAAGGAACAGUAACAUGAGCAAACCUCAAACCAGCAAGGACACAAUGCAAGUAUAUCUUGGCUCAGGGGACUGGGAGACAGGGAGCAGGAAGAAGGAACAUCAAGCUCCUUCCGAUCCUCAGUCUGAAGUAAAAUGUAGGAGUAUAGGACAACCAAAGGAUUGCAUAAAUACAGCUGAGAGCAACUCGGAGCUUCCUGCCUUAGAACUGGAAAAUCAUGUUAAUCAGAGACAGCCAGAUGAUGCUAGCAGCCAGCAAAAACUUCACUCUGCAGAGUGGUUAAAGAUGAGACUUCUAAGCAGUAACCCUCCAUGUAGCUGUGAGUCAGCACUGCCAGAUCCAAAAGAAAGUCAAAGAGUGACUAAAACACAGAAUCAACAAAAGAGCUGUGGUUCAGAGGAAGAGUUAGACCAUUGGAAGAAAGUAUCUUCUGAACAGAGUCAUUUAAUCCCCAGAGGCGUAGAAAGGAAAAAGAGCAACUCUGAUUGUUUAGAAUCAUCUUCGGAGGAGAAGUCCCUACUGAAUCCCAAGUUGUUUUCUAAGCAAGACUUGGCAAAAGCCAUGUCUGAUGAAGAGUCACUUACUUUAGGAAAAAUUCCCCCAAGACCUGUUUUCAUAAAAAAUAAUAUACCAGUAAUACAGACAAACCAAAAUGAGCCAGCCACAACCACUGAGGAAUUAUCCCUAAUGCCGCUAUCCUCUUAUUUAAAAUUUAACUUCGAGCCUUCAGAGAAACUUAUCCAAAAAAGAAAGAAAGAGGGAGAAGAUGGGCCCAGAAAGUUAAAACUACGGAGACUUAAGAAGUAAUGAUGUAUUACAUAUUACCAAGGUGAAAUCAGUUAUGCAACCAAACCUGUAUUCAAUAGACAGACAUAUUUGGUGAGGUUUUAGGAAGCAGUUCAGAAUAAAAAGAAGUGAUCAAAAUACUAAAUGUUAAACGUAGUGUCUAUGUUCCUAAACUUUCUAACGAUGAAACUGAUUCAUUAAAUGCCUUAAUCAUUUGGAAGUUUAACAAAAGCACACUUGAUUUUAUCCUGUCAACAUUAAGAUAUUUAGCAAAACAAGGAUGUGGUGUUAGACAAUGAAUGAAUAUUCCAUACAUAAAAUGUUAAUAUUUAAAGCUAGACAUUCUAUAGGGAUGUGUUUUGAUACUACUAAUAAAUCAGCAUCUGGAGAUCUGAUGACAAAAAAUGCCAAAGUAACUUCCACUAUUGUCAGCUAACUGGUACAGACAGAUUCUUCAUUUUUCUGCAGACUACUAAACUCAACAUUUUAUUCAUUGGUAAAACUCAUCAUUUAGGCUUUAGCGGGGGAAAUACUUGGUUAAUUCAUCUGAUCUUUGGAACCUUGUAAAGGAAAUAAAUACUAAUGAAAAAGUACCCUAGUAUAGUGCUCUCAUCUAAAAUAUUUUCAAGUAUCACUUUAGCCAGAUUAAAAACUGACAUGUGCAACAGUCAUUUAGGGCUGGAUUUUUCAGCAGGGACUCAACAUAAAUGCACGCACUUUUCUAGCACUAGAUAUGCACACAGGUGAUAGAAUUUUCACAUGCAUACCUCAUUGAGAGAAAUGAAGUUUGUAUGUGCAAAGCCCAUCACCUUCAUGUGCAGGAGUUAUUGUUGGGGAAAGUGCAUGCACACACAUUGAAAAUCAAACAUUAUUUGUACUUGAGGGCCAUUUACUAAAGUUUCCUUUGGUGUAUUUGGGUUUAAGCUAAAUCUGUUGUAUUUGACUAUUAUCAAUGUGGCAUUGGAGUUAGUUCCUACUGCCACAUCUUUUUUAAUAUUGCUUUUAUGACUUGUGUACUUCAUUUGGUGUGCCAGUUAACUCAUUAUUCCAUUGUCUUCUUCCUAAAAUGGAUACAAUAAAAUUGCAAGAAAUUUCAUUUUU